This is a messenger RNA of Indicator indicator, 3616 nucleotides long. Its product is annotated as fibronectin type-III domain-containing protein 3a-like. The record is from RefSeq and is a predicted model, not a curated record. The transcript has 25 exons. Lineage: Eukaryota; Metazoa; Chordata; Aves; Piciformes; Indicatoridae. Gene Ontology annotation, molecular function: protein binding. Bases 1 to 3588 code for a protein of 1195 amino acids.
AUGGCCGACCAGCCACCUCCACUAGAAGCUACACCCAUACUGAAUGAAGUGCCACUUCUACCUCAUAUGGUUAAUGGGGACAGCAUACAACAGGCAAGUCAAUUCCUUCGUGUUAUCCUUGUGCAGGUAAACCCAGGUGAAACAUUUACCAUUACAACUGAAGAUGGACACAUUCAGUGUAUUCAAGGUCCCGCACAUGUUCCUAUGAUGUCACCAAAUGGUUCUAUGCCACCUAUAUUUGUGCCUCCUGGUUAUGUGUCUCAGGUGGUGGAAGAAAAUGGAGUUCGGAAAGUGGUGGUACUGCCACACUCGGCUGAAUUCCAUCCCUCUAUGCAUCCUCCUCCUCCUCCCCACGUGCCACAUUACAUGCAUCACCACCAUGCUUUGCUUCCCCACCCCCCUCACCCAGUGUACCCUCCAGUUCCUGGGACAGGAGAGCUGCCACCACAGUUCAUUCACCAGCAUCCACCACCACAUGUGUUUCAAGAACAAGAACCUCGUUCUCAUGGAAGAACAAACUUCAUUCAGCGAGAUGAAAGGAGUCUUAAAAUGCAAGAACACCUGAAGAAAAGGCUAAAAGACAGACAAGCCAGUGGUCACACUAACAAUAAACUUAAUAGCCCUCCAUCUUCACCACAUAAAGUUGUGAAUUCUUCCAAUGCAACAAUUCAGAAUGGGAAUGGAAAGGGACAGCAAGGGGCAGGAGGACCACUAAAACAGAAGCAGAUUGGAAAAACAAAGGGCAGUCCAGACACAGAGAUGGGAGACUCUGACAUAGAAUCCAAGAAAUGUGAUACUCACUUGAGCAUUGGCAAGCCAGUCGUUUCUGAGAUACAAGCAAGAUCAGCCGUUCUGUCCUGGAAUCUCCCAGUUAGUUCACAGAAUGGAGAGAGCCAUAGUCAUAGUCCAGCAGCAUUUACAUUUGAAGUAGCAAUAUCCAACAGUGGUAAAAAUGGAAAAUUUAAGUCUGUCUAUGUUGGGGAAGAAUUGACAAUUACACUGCCUGAUCUCAGACCAGCAACUGAUUACCAUGCCAGAGUUUCAGCAACCAGCAGUUCCAUCAAGGAAUCCAUUUCGGAAUUGGUGAGUUUCACUACAGAGAGUUGUGAGCCAGACUGCCCAGCUGCCCCCAAGCUCAUUAACAGGACCAAGAACAGCCUCAGCUUGCAGUGGAAGUCCUCAAAUGACAAUGGUUCCAAAAUAACCAAUUUUCUUUUAGAAUGGGAUGAGGGCAAGAAUGGACCCUUCAAAGAAUGCUACUACGGACACCUGAAGCAGUACAAACUCACCAAACUCUCUCCUUCUACAAAGUACUCACUCAGAUUAGCUGCUAAAAAUGACAUUGGGAUGAGCGGGUUCAGCGAGCCGGUGACGUACUACACAGCAGGAAUUGUCCCACCAGCCCCCUCACCCCCCGUGCUCCUUGAAGCAGGAGUGACCUGGCUGGCAUUGAAGUGGAGCCCACCAAGCGGGGUGGCCGUGGAUGACUCUCUGACUUACAGUUUAGACAUGGAAGAAGAAGGUUCUGGUUAUGGGUUCCAGCCGCAGUACAAUGGAGAUGAACUCUCGUGCACUUUAAGAAAUCUGAGGAGGAGCACAUCCUACAAGUUCAGGCUCUUUGCCUACAACAGUGAAGGAAAAAGCAGCCCUAGUGAGGUGGCAGAACACAGCACCAAUCCUGACAAGCCUGGACCACCGAGUAAACCAGCUGUAAAGGGCAAGAUCCACUCGCACAGCGUGAAGGUUACGUGGGAACCACCCAAAGAUAAUGGAGGAUCAGACAUCACUAAAUACUUCUUGGAACUCUCAGACACAUCAGUUGGAGGUAAAUGGGAGCCUGUCUACAGUGGUUCCCAGAGAGAACAUGUGUGUGAUCACCUCAAGCCUGGCACUUCAUACAGACUGAGAGUUUACUGUAUAAGUAAAGGUGGUGAAAGCCAGGCUUCUGAUGUUACUACUGUUACCACAUCAGCUGUUCCUCCUGGCCCAUGUCAUGCUCCAUGCCUGGUGGGCAAAGCUAAGCCGAAGGAAAUCACUUUGCAGUGGGGCCCACCAUCCAUAGAUGGAGGUUCUGGCAUUACAGAAUACAUCCUGGAGAUGGCAAACUCUGAGCAGGAGGAACGCAGGCAAGUGUAUCAGGGUCCAGCAGCUGAGCAUCUGGUGAGCAGUCUGCUUCCAGGGAGGACAUACUGCUUCUGGGUACGAGCAGCCAAUAAAGCUGGGUUUGGCCCCCACUCAGACAAAGCAGAGGUCUCAACUGCUCCUGGACCCCCUGAUCAAUGCUGUAAACCCCUAAUAACUUGUAAAAGUGCAACUUGUGCUGUGGUUUCCUGGGAGAGCCCUGCCUGCAAUGGUGCAGACAUCAGUGAGUACAGAGUGGACUGGGGGCAGAUGGAAGGAUCGAUGCACAUCAUUUACACCGGCCCUGGCCACAGCUAUGAAGUGAAAGGUCUCACACCUGCAACCACCUAUUACUGCAGAGUCCAGGCUGUGAACGUGGCUGGAGUGGGGUUGUUCGGCGAGACCGGUGUGGUGACCACCCCUGCAUCAGUGCCUGCGGCAGUGUCAGUGCUGCACUUACUUGAGGAAGAUCAAGUGGAGAUUCCUUUUCCUUUAUCCACGUGCCUUGCAAUCCAGUGGGAAGAGCCAAGCUGUCACGGGUCAGAGAUCACUGGCUACAACAUAGAGUAUGGGGAGAAGCAGCUUGUAGCUGUUGGAAGAAGUACCAGCCACCUUCUUGAGAAUCUGCUGCCUGACACCCUGUACAGAAUCAGAAUACAGGCCAUAAACAGCUUGGGAGUUGGGCCUUUCAGUCAUUCCAUUAAAGCCAAAACCAAACCGCUACCUCCUGACCCUCCUCAUCUUGAAUGUGUGGUCUUCAGCUACCAGAGCCUUAAACUCAAAUGGGGUGAAGGUCCAAGCAGAGCUUUAAUUACCAACCCUACACAAUUCAACCUGCAGAUGGAGGACAGGUUUGGCAGGUUUGUUACAGUCUAUAGCGGUCCCUGUCACACGUACAAGGUUCAGCGCCUCAGUGAAUCCACCACCUACUAUUUCAAAAUCCAGGCCUACAACGAUGCUGGAGAGGGAGCAUUUUCUGAAGUUUAUGCUUUCACUACAACCAAGUCUCCACCUGCACCUCUUAAAGCACCCAAAGCAACUCAGCUGGAAGAAAACACUUACGAAAUCACAUGGGAACCUCUGCAGCCCAUGAAAGGAGAUUCCAUUGUUUACAUCCUUCAGCUUGCUGCUGGGAGAGAGUUUGAUCAGGUGUACAAGGGACCGGAGACCUCCUUCCGCCUGCCGAGCUUGCAGACAAACUGUGAAUACCGCGUCAGAGUCUGCGCCGGCCGCCAGGCGCAGGACUCUGCUGGAGCACAGGAGCUGUAUGGCCCUUACAGCCCCAGCACAGUGUUCUCAUCUCAGAAGCAGGAGCCGGUCCCAGGCUGCGCCGACUCGACUCCGGAGCCGGGCGAGGGCAAGCAGAGCCUGCGUGAGGAGCGCCUCAUCGCCGUGGUGCUGCUCUGCGGCUUCGCGGUGGUGGCCAUUCUGUUCGCUGUCGUGAUCCAGUACUUCGUCAUCAAGUAGAGGAGAGCCCUGCUGGGCGCUCAGCUCU